ACUGGUACAUCUUAACCUCAGGGAUCCUGUCUCCUCCACAAACUCAUCAUUCUGAACCAUUAUCCCACUACUUUCUUUCUUCCUCGCGUGAUCGUUAAUACUUAAUGUUGAUGGGAAAGAUGCGGCUACAGCUUUACACAAACGAUCUACACAAAUACCCACUCCACAGCCACGCUUUGGACGGAUCAUCCAUGGUUCUACACAAGGAGAAAAUCCCUACGAAUGACGGAUACAAAGCCCUACACCGCUCCCAUUAUCGCCGUAAACAAGAAAGGCUCCUUAGGUCAUGGAGUCUGCGUAACUCGUAGUGGAAGGAUGGCUGACCAGUUUUUUAACGUAUAAAAUCAAGUUUGAGAGAUGAUGCAAGCCCAUCGUCGACGACACCAUCUGUAGAAUUGAGUUUUACCUCUUCUGUCAAACUGAGAAUCAGCCUCCCGAAACUAUCAACAUUUGGAUACAAAAAAGGACUACCAUGACAUCAGAUCAAGCUUACCUCAAUCUUCUCCUUUGGCAAACUUUAUCUUCGAAUCCUAAUUAUCUACUCUGGUGCUCCGUUUUGGGCCUUGUUUUUCAAUGUAUAUUGUUGGGAAUCCUGAUCUCGCAAGCACGGCGAUACCUGGAGGUUUACUCACUGACAGAUCCAAUACCCUUGGUACUUGUUGUCGUGGCCGGUUUAAGUGCUGUCAUAGCCGCCCUCGCAGUAACCUGUAUCCAAGUUCACAGGCUAAUAUCGGAAUUUGACGACUAUCCAGCCGUUGCCGCAGUAGACAACGCAAACAACCUGGCGAUCUUCGGUAUUGCAGGAGCACUGGGUGGGGCUGGGUUGGUUCAAGGUAUUUGCAAAGUGUGGAAGAUAUCUGGGACAGCGAGAUUCUAUGUCUGUGCCCCGCUGGCAUUGGGAAUGCUAGCUUCAUGGGGGAUGGUUUUGGCAGCUCUUGUUCACGGUGCCUCCAUUCCCGACAUCACAGUCGCUAAUCUCGAUUAUGUGGGGAUAUGGAUGAAGAAGCAAGCCAUACUGUAUAAAGGUUGGGCCGGACUAUUGGCGGGAACUUACCUCACGACAUGGUGCUCAAGGAACUUCUUUCUGGUAAGACAAUGGAAGCAGUUUGGCGAGCAAAAAGGCCUAAGCCGAAUGUUACUGUGGAUGGUUGCUGAGAGCAUGCUACCUGUCUCUAUAGUUGCUUUGGUUUUCCUCAUUCACUUAUGCCUUUACACACCAUCACUUGCAAACAUUGGCCGAACCAUAAUGCAAUGUCUGCCCGCAUUAUCGCUUAUCUCUAUUCUCAAUCCUUUGACUUAUCGUCACCGUCUUCAGUCGAUUAUCGACACCCAAAGCAAUGUCGGUCUAAAGCCAUCCGACGCUGGCGGUUGCGGCGGGUCCGGCCUUAUAACCAACCGUCUUACCGGGAUUAGCUCGGCUUUUAAGAGCUUUUCUUACAAGGAAAGACCCGAAGAUGAGGAAGAAAUAAGCGUAAGAGUGACUGUUGAUACCUAUACCUUUGAGAAUGUUUCUUCCACACCGUCGACCCAUGAUUUCAGCAACGGAUACAAAGAGCUGUCACCCGUAGCAUCCCCGACACCAACAUUGCUUCCAGACAGCUCUUCAGCUGUGCUUGCGCCCAUUGUGCCGUUUGACCCUCGUGAAUUCGUUGGCCAGCUGCCGCAAGGGGAUUCUCAAUCUGCUCGUACAUUUGUUGCACCAAGCUUCAAGUCAGCUGUACCUAGUGGCAAAUCGAUAGCGAGAACAAAGUCGCAAAAGUCUUCCAAAAAACCGAAGGGUGGACCGAUAUUGGAUCCGGCGGGCUGGCCAGAGCUGUUGGGACGCAUGGAAGGAAUGUCAUAACUGUCUGGUCGGCAGCAAAGUGGCCGGUGUUGCAAUAGUAGGGC
Molecule: messenger RNA, 1887 nt
Organism: Cryptococcus deneoformans JEC21
Lineage: Eukaryota; Fungi; Basidiomycota; Tremellomycetes; Tremellales; Cryptococcaceae
Product: expressed protein
Exons: 10
Coding region: 473-1843 (456 amino acids)
Source: RefSeq, a predicted model, not a curated record